CGGCUUCCGGCUCCCACUGUGGAGGGCCUCAAAGAAGGCCGGCGGUGCCGCGGUGACUUCCGGACCCUCACCGCAGGUCCCCUGCUCCUUUGCCCCCCACAGCCUCAUCGCCACCAACGCUGCGCGGCUUCGCCUGAUCGCGGGUCCGACGAAGCGGUUGUUGGAGAUGGGGCUGCGGCGAGCUCAGGGCCCCGAUGGAGGUCUUACGGCCUCCACCUACAGUUACCUGGGCGGCUUCGAUGGCAGCAGCAACGUGCUCGCGGGACAGCUGCGGGGGGUGCCCCUGGCUGGAACCUUGGCUCACUCUUUCGUCACUUCGUUUUCGGGCGCUGAGGUGCCCCCUGACCCGAUGCUGGCUCCAGCUGCCAGUCAGGGCCCCAGGGUAGACCUGGCUGCAUGUGUGGAGGCAUGGCUGGAACGCGUGUGUGCCCAUCUGGGGCUAGGGGUGCAGGAGCCCCACCGGGGGGAGCGGGCAGCCUUUGUGGCCUAUGCCCUGGCUUUCCCCCGGGCCUUCCAGGGCCUGCUGGACACCUACAGUGUGCAGAGGAGUGGUCUUCCUAACUUUCUGGCAGUAGCCUUAGCCUUGGGGGAGCUGGGCUACCGAGCCGUGGGCAUAAGAUUGGACAGCGGUGACCUUCUGCAGCAGGCCCAGGAGAUUCGUAGGGUCUUCAGGACCGUUGCGUCCCAGUUCCAGAUGCCCUGGUUGGAAUCAGUCCCCAUCGCGGUCAGCAACAACAUUGACGAGGAAGAGCUGGCCCGGCUGGCCCAGGAGGGCAGUGAGGUGAACGUCAUUGGCAUCGGCACGACCGUGGUCACCUGCCCCCGCCAGCCUUCCCUGGGCUGCGUCUAUAAGCUGGUGUCUGUGGGAGGUCAGCCCCGAAUGAAGCUGACUGAGGACCCCGAGAAACAGACACUGCCUGGGAGCAAGGCCGCUUUCCGGCUCCUGGGCUCCGAUGGGUCUCUGCUGAUGGAUGUGCUGCAGCUGGCAGAGGAACCACCACCCCAGCCUGGCCAGGAGCUGAGGGUCUGGCCUCGAGGGGCCCUGGAAGCCUGUGUCGUGAGGCCUGCCCACGUGGAGCCCCUGCUGAGACUCUGCAUUCAGCAGGGACAGCUGUGUGGGCCUCUCCCAUCUCUGGCUGAAUCUAGAGCCUUUGCCCAGCUGUCCCUGGGUCGCCUGAACCCUGAGCACAAGCGGCUGGAACAGCCCACACCGUACCAGGUGGCGCUGUCUGAUGAGCUACAGGCCCUGGUGGACCGACUGAGUACAGGAGGGUCCUCGUGAGAACUGUGGUGGAGACUGCCUGGAAUCAACAUGAGUCACUCACUGUCCUG
Molecule: messenger RNA, 1332 nt
Organism: Puma concolor (puma)
Lineage: Eukaryota; Metazoa; Chordata; Mammalia; Carnivora; Felidae
Source: RefSeq, a predicted model, not a curated record